Phoenix dactylifera (date palm) is the source of this 3027-nucleotide messenger RNA. Lineage: Eukaryota; Viridiplantae; Streptophyta; Magnoliopsida; Arecales; Arecaceae. The record is from RefSeq and is a predicted model, not a curated record.
CUCUCUCUCUCUCUCUCUCUCCCUGUUCGUGCUUCCUUUCUUCUUCCUUUACCCUAGACAGGAUAAAUUCUCCGAGGGCGAUCUGUUUCGUUUGGAUUUUGGUCGAAACCUGUCUUCUCUUCUGUUGGAGCCGAUGAAGACGUCGGAGUUCAUGGACAAACAGAUCCUGGGGUUGUCAGGAUCGCAGAAAGGCGGCGGCGGCGAGCUCUUUGAUCUGAUGAAGCCCCAGGAGGAGCACCCGAUCAAUGGCAAGAAGGACGAGAUCCUCCCCAGCUACGACUUCCAGCCCAUCCGGACCCUAGGAUCCUCGCCGCCCACCGCGUCCGCCGCUCCCCUCUCUAAGCCCUUCUUGGGCUCCGUCGACUCCAAGAUGGCCUCCUCCAAUCUCAAAAAUGCGGGUAUUUUAGACCCAUAUGAAUUGAUAAAGGCUAGUCAUGAGAAAGAGAAGAGUGCAUAUGAUGCGGCUACAGUUGCUGAGGUUGACCGUACAGUGAAGAAAUAUGCUGAUAAUCUGCUACAUGCUUUGGAAGGUGUCAGUUCAAGGCUGACAGAGCUGGAGAAUCGGACUCACCAACUUGAAAGCUCCGUAGAUGGAUUGAAGGUGAUGAUUGGGAACAAUAACGGGACCACGGAUGGAAAAUUGAAGCAAUUGGAGAAUAUUCUUAGAGAGGUACAAACUGGUGUCCAAGUUCUACGUGACAAACAAGAAAUUGUGCAGGCUCAGCUGCAACUUGCAAAGCUACAAGAUUCUAAAGGAGGCAGGCAGCCACCAGAGAAUUCAAACACCGGAUGUUCGGAUGCUCUGCAGCAACAGGUUCCACCACAGCAGCAACCUAUCCAACAAUUGCAUCAACAUGCGGUUCCUCCUUCACAACCGGCCAUGCUUCCUGCUCUACCUGCUCCAAAUGCUCCUCCGCCGCCCCCACCACCACAAAAUCCACCUGCUCCAUUUCCUGGUCAGUUACCUCAGCCCCAGAUACCUUCUGCUGUCCCAUCUUUGCCGUGCGAGCCCUACUUCCCCUCACCAGCUCAGCAGUCUGAGGUCGCACAUCAACAAUACCAAGUCCCAGUUCAGCAGCCACAGCCGCCGCUGCCGCCACCAUCCCAGCACUACCAACCUUCAAGUCAGCUUCCACAAUAUUCUCAGCUUCCCCAGCCCCCACAACCUGCGAACCCCUCACCUCAGCUUCAGCCACCAUUGCCUCAACACCCGGAAGAAUCUGUGGGGUACAUGCCACCACCUCACUCCUAUCCCUCAAGCAUCCGCCAGCCUGCCCCUUUUGCUCAGCCUCCAGGUGGACAGCCUCCCAACCAUUACUACGGGCCGAAUCCGAACAUGUAUGAGCCAGCUACGAGCAGGGCGGGCUCGGGGCAGGUGCCCUUUUCUGCUGGAUAUGGUCCCCAAGUGGGGCUUAGUUUCUCUGAUUCAUAUCCUUACGGUGGAUCCCCUUCGCAUCCUAGCAGUUCUGCAAUGAGACCCUCACCCUUCGCUUCUUCUGCAGCCUCAUCUGGUGGAAGCAGCAGCUACCCACCACGGCUUCCAACAGCCCAGAUAUUACCUCAGGCAGUGCCUGCUGGGUCUAGCUCUGGUGGUUCCUCGGCGAAGAAUAGAUUGCCAAUUGAUGAUGUGGUGGAGAAAGUUGCGACUAUGGGGUUCUCAAGAGAUCAAGUCAGGGCAACUGUGAGGAAGUUGACGGAGAGCGGGCAGUCAGUCGAUCUGAAUGUGGUGCUGGAUAAGCUGAUGAAUGAUGAGGAGAUCCAGCCCCAGAAAGGUUGUGGAGACCCGACCAUGUUUGAGUCAUUUUGGAAGUGGAUGGGGGAGCGAGGCGCCAUCGUCAUCCCGGCGUGGCAAACCAUGAGCUACUUCUCAGACGUCACCAACGUAUGCUGGUUUCUGGAGCCUGAGUUCGCCAAAGAGGUCCGGCGCCUCCACAACCUCGUAGGCAAUGCUGUGACCGACGACCGCUACAUCAUCGCCGGCACCGGCUCGACCCAACUCUUCCAGUCUGCACUCUAUGCUCUAUCUCCCUCCAACGCCUCUGAGCCCAUCAACGUUGUUUCUGCUGCCCCUUACUACUCGUCCUACCCAGCAGUGACAGACUACCUCCAGUCAGGGCUUUUCCGGUGGGCCGGGGAUGCAUACGCCUACAAAGGCGACAAAUACAUUGAGCUCGUAUGUUCCCCCAACAACCCUGAUGGCUCUAUACGGGCGGCGGUGCUGAACUCCGAUGCCGGAAAGACAGUCCAUGACUUGGCCUACUAUUGGCCUCAGUAUACUCCCAUUAGCGGUCCAGCAGACCAUGAUAUUAUGCUCUUCACAGUCUCGAAAAGCAGCGGCCAUGCCGGAACUCGACUUGGGUGGGCGAUAGUGAAGGACAGAGCUGUUGCUAAGAAAAUGGUCAAGUUCAUCGAGCUGAAUACUAUUGGAGUGUCCAAGGACUCGCAACUCCGAGCAGCAAAGCUACUUAAAGUGGUCUCAGAUGGUUAUGAGCUCCCUAACACUGAGAACAGAAACAAGUUCUUCGACUAUGGCCGACGGCUCAUGACCAUGCGGUGGAAAAAGUUGCAAGAAGCUGUCAAAAAUUCAGGCAUCUUUAGCCUACCCGAGUUUCCGACCGGCACUUGCAAGUUCACCGGAGAGAGUACUGGAACCAAUCCUGCUUUUGCAUGGCUGAAGUGUGAAAAGGAGGGGGUAGAAGACUGCGCGAGCUUUCUAAGGAGGCAUAGAAUACUUACUAGGAGCGGUAGGCACUUUGGAGCGGAGCCGAAAUACGUGCGCGUUAGUAUGUUGGAUCGGGACGAGACCUUCCAACUCUUCAUUGAACGGCUGUCCUCCCUUAACUGAGGCAUCUACUUUUUGUUUGCCUGUAAGAAAAGCUUUGACAGGGGAUCAAGAUCAUUUUGUAUAUAGUGUUUUCUUUUCUUUCUUUCCCUUUUUUUUUUUUGUUGCCCCCUUAAGUUGGUCUUUCCCCUUGUUAAAGACUAAUUUUCCUUUGUAAUUAUACUACAAGUGUUUUCCUUUGGUUA